Paramecium primaurelia is the source of this 225-nucleotide messenger RNA. NCBI's taxonomy places the organism in Eukaryota, Ciliophora, Oligohymenophorea, Peniculida, Parameciidae. The record is from the annotation of a GenBank genome assembly.
AUGAUAAAAUAAGUAUAUUUUUUUUAAUUAAAGAAGAACUUCAAAAUAUUAUAUAGGUGUGAAAAUAAGAAAGAAACAUUAAAAUCAUUAUAUCUAUUUGAAUUGGAAUAUUUUAAUAGAAAUUGCAUAGGUUGCAAAAAAAGGAGAACCAAUAUUUUAUAUUUCAUCUAUGUAAUUAUAAUAAAAGAAGAUCAACUAAUAUUAGUUGAAAGUAUAAUUGUUUGA